This is a messenger RNA of Aspergillus wentii DTO 134E9, 2059 nucleotides long. Its product is annotated as putative transcription regulator (RTG2). Lineage: Eukaryota; Fungi; Ascomycota; Eurotiomycetes; Eurotiales; Aspergillaceae. Bases 196 to 1827 code for a protein of 543 amino acids. The transcript has a single exon. Gene Ontology annotation, biological process: regulation of transcription by RNA polymerase II. The record is from RefSeq and is a predicted model, not a curated record.
AGUUCCCGGGCUAUCGCAAGGCAACACCGACCAGAAAAGUACAACCAAAGCAGUCAGAAGACAAACAGCUACACGCUGUUGUUGACCUCGGCAGGUAUAGUCCCUCAGCACGUAUAAACGUAUCAACGGUAUUAACAACACAGCAAUGGCAUUCGAUGCUCAAUAUCAGACCUUUCCCCUCCUACGACACGUAUCAUGCCGACCAUCCAUGCUCGGCGAUUCAACAUAUCCCUAUACGACGCCCAGUUCGACUCCGAAACAGGCCAGCGCAGACCAAUUCCCCAGCAUGUCAUUGAUAAUGUCGUAAGCGUCAUUGUUCGCUUUCAAAUUGUCUGUGUGGAUUCGGAUGUGCCAUCGAGUCAUAUUCGUAUCGUUGCAACCGAGGCGACUCGCACUGCGAUUAACUGUCAACAAUUCGUCCAGGCCAUUGAACAUGCGACUGAUCUUCGCGUGGAGACCCUCCCCAAAGAGCGUGAGGGAACCAUCGGAGCUUGGGGCAUCGCCAGUGGGUUCUCGGAUAUCGAAGGCCUUGCGCUGGAUCUAGGUGGGGGCAGUAUGCAGAUGACCUGGAUCGUAUCGCAUGCUGGAAACGUACAUAUCAGUCCCCGAGGCGCUGUGAGCUUUCCAUACGGGGCUGCUGCUCUGACACAAAAGCUGGAAGAUAUGAAGCGGGGAAAAAGCAAAGAAGAGGCACGACAGGCCAAGGAGGAAUUUCGACGAGAAAUGGAGGAUAACUUUCGCAAAGCCUGGGAACAUCUGGAGAUCCCAGAUCAUCUUGCCCAAAAGGCCAAACGAGAAGGUGGUUUCCAGCUAUAUCUCUCUGGAGGAGGCUUCCGAGGCUGGGGAUAUCUGCUUCUCUAUCUCCAUCAGGUCCGUGGCGAGUACUACCCCAUAUCCAUCAUCAAUGGGUACACAGCCCGCAAGGAGGACUUUGAAAACACCGAAGCUCUCAAAAGAGAAGCCAAAACAGCGCACAAGAUCUUCCGGAUCUCCGAUCGACGACGCAAACAAGUCCCAUCCGUGGCAUUCCUCGUGAAUGCCCUAGCAGAGGCCGUCCCAUACGGCGUCAAAGCAGCACAUUUCUGCCAAGGAGGCGUGCGCGAGGGUUUGCUCUUCCAGCAGUUAGUCCCAGUCGUCCGUCAGCAGAAUCCCAUCGAGGUAGCCACCGUCCGCUUUGCACGCCCAUCAGCUCAGACCAUCGCGUACUUAAUCCUCGGUGCCAUCCCACGACCAGAUAAGGAGAAACGGUUCCCCAGCUCGAUCAGCUCGCAUGUCAUCCAGGCAUUCGCCAAUGCCCUCUACAUCCACGCAGCCAUGUCAAAGGAGCUUUCCUCAACAGCUGCCCUGUACAGCACCAGCGCCGGUGUCUUGUCCUCGGCAUCUGGUAUCCCCCAUAACGAUCGGGCCCGGUUGGCGUUGAUGCUGCAGGAGCGAUAUGGAGGUGAACUCCCGCCCCGCGAGCAUGAUUUCAAGAAGCGUUUGCAGGACCUUCUCACUCCGGAGCAAGUGUGGUGGACACGGUAUUUGGGGAAACUGGGACUAGUCCUUUCUCGGCUCUAUUCCACUGGAACUGUUGAUCCAGCGCGUCCUCGAGUGGUUCCAUCUGCCCGGUGGGCAACGGACCUGGGGAAGAAUAAGAAUAAACCUGGUAUUGAACUGAAGGUGUUAGUCCAGAAGGUGCCAUUCGAUCCAACCAGGCUCAAGGAAGAGCUGAAGCAGGAUAUGAAGAAGAUUCAAAAGGUGGGCAAGAGGAAGAAUUGGAUUGGGGGGAGAGAUGGCUGGGGGAUGAAAGUGGAAGUCAAGUUGGUCGAAGAUGAUAUGAUAUAGAUAGGUGUAGGCCACCUUGGAAAUAUUAUCUAUAUGCCAUUUUCAAGGCAUGAAUAUCCCACUCAUGCUUUUCUGGAUAGUAGAGAUGUUCAAGGGGUCGAAGCAAAAAGAGGAAGAAAAAGAAGAGCAGAUAAACAGCACCCAUGACUAAUUCAAUCACCGAAUCAAACUCCGAAGUCCGAAAUAGCUUCAUAUUUCAACAAAAUAUCGCAUGCAUACAUAUUACAUCUAC